Capsicum annuum is the source of this 384-nucleotide messenger RNA. RefSeq lists its product as uncharacterized. Gene Ontology annotation, molecular function: nucleic acid binding; zinc ion binding. The record is from RefSeq and is a predicted model, not a curated record. Bases 1 to 384 code for a protein of 127 amino acids. The transcript has a single exon. Lineage: Eukaryota; Viridiplantae; Streptophyta; Magnoliopsida; Solanales; Solanaceae.
AUGAGAAAUCAUGAAAGUCGACCUCGUGGUACUGCCCCAUUCCCUAAAGUGAAUGCUGCACAUUUUCAUCAAACCAGACGUGAAAAAAGCUCUGGCCCCAAUCGUGGCCGUGGUCAUAGUCGAGGUAGAUAUUUUAAUCAGGGUGAUCGUCUUGCAUUAAACAAUGACCCUCAACACCAGCAGUGUAAAAAGAAGGGUAAGGCUCCUGAAGCAACGCCAAAGACGAACUUUGAAAGUAAAUGUUAUCGAUGUGGAGGAAAGGGGCACUGGUCGCGUACCUGUCAUACGUCAAAGCAUCUGGUAAAGCUCUGUCAGGCGUCCCUUAAGAAAACGGAUAAUGACGUUGAGGCAAACUUUAUCUCUGAAGAUAAUUUGAGCCCAUGA